UGUGUAAAUCUGCCUGCUGUGUGUGUGUUAGGUCAGUGUUUGUGGGGCCGAAGCCAUGCUGAUCUUCAGUGCCGGGUGGUGGAGUGUGGUCUUGCACCAGAGCUGAAGCCUUGUGCUGCUCCCCCAUGGCUCUAUGGGAGCUGUUGCUGCUGACUUUCAGCCUCCGCUGCUGGCUGACAAGCUCUGUCAGUUUAGCUGAAGAAGGCCCUGCAGGCCCCCUGGACUGGCUUCUCUCUGAUAAGGGCCCCUUUCACCACUCACAAGAGUACACUGAAUUUGUGGAGAGGAAUCGUCAGGGAUUUUCCACGAGAUACAAGAUCUACAGGGAAUUUGGCCGAUGGAAAGUGAAUAACUUGGCUGUAGAGCGACGGGAUUUCCUGAACUCCCCCUUGCCUCUCACCCCGGAGUUUAUAAGGAACAUUCGACUCCUGGGACGCAGACCCACUGCCCAGCUAAUUACUGACAACCUGAUCAAGAAAUAUGGGACCCAUUUUCUACUGUCAGCUACACUAGGAGGAGAGGAGGCUCUGACUAUAUUUGUGGACAAGAGGAAGUUGAGUAAGAAAGCAGAGGCGAGUGACUACACAAGUAACAGCACGGCCGUGACUCUGGAGGCCCUGCACCAGCUGGCUGCCUCCUAUUUCAUAGACAGAGAGAGUACUCUGCGAAAACUGCAUCACAUCCAGAUUGCUUCCACUGCCAUCAAGGUAACUGAAACAAGAACUGGCCCUCUCGGCUGCAGUAACUAUGACAACCUUGAUUCUGUCAGUUCUGUGCUGGUUCAGAGUCCCGAGAACAAAGUCCAUUUGCAAGGCUUGCAGGUCAUUUUGCCAGAUUAUCUCAGAGACACUUUCGUCCAAGCAGCUCUUAGUUACAUUGCCUGCAAUGGAGAGGGAACAUUUGUCUGCCGAGACAAUGACUGCUGGUGCAAGUGUGACCCCAAGUUCCCAGAGUGCAACUGCCCCUACAUGGAUAUUCAGGCCAUGGAGGAAAGCCUUUUGCGAAUCUCUGAAUCAUGGGCUCUUACCUACAAAGAGUUUGAAGAUUCAGAUGAAUUCAAAACAUUUCUGAUGAGGCUGCCGCAGAAUUUCUUCCUCAACUCCUCAAUGAUCCAGCAUUUGUGGUCGCUGGAUGGUGUGUUUCAGCGGCGCUAUGAGCAGCUGGAAAGCAGCAUGGAAAGUAUCUUCAAGCGAGCCCAACGAGUGGUUUACAAGCUCUUCAGCCUCAGCAAGAGGUGCCAAAUGCAGCCCCACAUCAACUUACCGCGUGAAAGGCCACUGUCGUAUUGGCUGAACUACUUUCAGUCUUUACUAUACUGCUCUGAGAACAACCAGCUAGGCUCCUUCUCAGAAGAGUUGCACACCUGCAUUUGUGCAUACGACCACAGUUCCUGCCAGGUACCUACACCAUGCUCUGUGGGUGAAGGUCCCGCUUGCGCUGCUUGUGCUAGCGACAACCAUACUCGCUGCGGCAGUUGCAAUGUCGGCUACAUGUUAAGUCAAGGGUCCUGUCGACCAAUGGUGGCGGAUUCCACAGAAAACUACCUGGGCUUUGAGACUGAUCUUCAAGAUCUGGAGCUACGCUAUCUCCUACAGAGAGCCGAUCGACGCUUGGAGGUCCAUGCUAUCUUCAUCAGCAAUGACAUGCGUCUGAAUAGCUGGUUCGAUCCUUCAUGGAGGAAGAGGAUGCUGCUCACGCUAAAGAGUAACAAAUACAAAUCCAACCUAGUCCAUAUGCUCUUAGGCAUCUCCAUGCAAAUUUGCCUUACUAAAAACAGCACUCUGGAACCUGCACUCACUCUCUUCAUCAACCCAUUCGGAGGGAGCCACUCAGAGAGCUGGUUAAUUCCUGUGAACGAGAACAAUUUUCCAGACUGGAAGUCUGCUAAGCUGGACCUUCCGCUAGAGUGCUUUAACUGGACCUUGACUUUGGGCAACAAGUGGAAGACCUUCUUUGAGACGAUCCACAUUUACCUGAGGAGUCGCAUCAAAACUCCAGGCGCCGGGAUCAAUGACAGCGUUUACCUGGAGCCUUUGGAAAUGGCCGACCCUACAAGAAAUCUGGGGUAUAUGAAGAUCAACAGCAUUCAAGUGUUCGGUUACAGUAUGCAUUUUGACCCUGAAGCAAUCCGGGACUUGAUCCUGCAGCUGGACUACCCGUACACGCAGGGCUCGCAGGACUCGGCCUUGCUCCAGCUGCUGGAGAUCCGAGACCGGGUCAACCGACUAUCCCCACCAGGCCAGCAACCUCUGGACCUGUUCGCCUGCUUAUUACGCCACCGUCUCAAACUGACAGCUAAUGAAGUGGUCCGGAUUCACGCCUCACUCCAGUCCUUUAAUUCCCGUCUCCCCAAUUCUCUGGAUUAUGAGACCACUAAACUCUGUAGCUAACGGCUAAAGCAUCAUAGCAGAAAGCAAUAGAACAACUGUACAAAUGCAGAGUAGACUGUUAAAGUCAAAGCUGCAAUGACUUUUAGUGGACACUGACAAAAGUUUUUUGUGACUUAACGUUCACUAGUAGAUCAUCUUGCUCAAAAGAACAGACUCAUUUUUAUUGUAUAGUACACUGAGAUCAAAGAGGAGGUUUGAAAAAUAUAUGGAGUGUUUGUUUGUAAUUUUUAUAUGUUUUUUUCUUUCUUUCUUUUGCUUCAGUGACAGUGCACUUUCCUUGGAAAGAAUACAGUGAUGUCAGUCAAUUUUGUAGAUAAAUUGUUAUUAAAACAUCAUGGUUGUAAUGGA
Rhinichthys klamathensis goyatoka is the source of this 2738-nucleotide messenger RNA. RefSeq names its product bone morphogenetic protein/retinoic acid inducible neural-specific 3a, tandem duplicate 2 (gene brinp3a.2). Bases 126 to 2390 code for a protein of 754 amino acids. Gene Ontology annotation, biological process: positive regulation of neuron differentiation; negative regulation of mitotic cell cycle. NCBI's taxonomy places the organism in Eukaryota, Metazoa, Chordata, Actinopteri, Cypriniformes, Leuciscidae. The record is from RefSeq and is a predicted model, not a curated record. The transcript is spliced from 7 exons.